AUGAUUCGCGUGCGUUUCCGGUUCGUCCGCGAUGCGAUCAGCUGUGCUUCCGCGGUGCGACGCGGUCACUCUGGUGUCGCACGACCACCAGUUGCCGUUGUACAUCGCGUAUCGGAAGCCGUUUCCUUUUUCUUACUGCCGGCUGGAUCGAACGAGGUGCCAAGACGAGACCUUGGAAGUGGUGGCGGUAACAACGGCCGACCGUCGCCGAAGCUUUCGUCCCCUAGCGUCGUUGUCAAGGUCGUGCAGAAGCCUCAGCAGCCCUCGUUGUCGAGCCAUGUCAAACUGAUUGGCGCAGUGCGUGCCAUGAACGAUUACUGUUUGAAGGCCGAAGACUUGAAUGUGCUACCUCGGCAGGUCCGUCGUAGUCCGUACAUCGGUGAACCGCCAUGCGUGAUGUACCUGGCAUCAGACGUUCGGUCGCUGGCGAUCAAAAUACACGGCAGUGCGGAGGCGCUUCAGAAACUGCAGAAUAGACGGCGUACGAUAGACAAGGCUCGUCAAUUGUCGGUCCUUUUGGGCAUUAACCCGGCGAUGGCGUCGUACGUCAAAGAGAGACAGUACGAACGCGAGGCCGAAGAAGUGGAAGCGCAGCAUGGCGCUGGUCAUGUGGUUCUGACGGCCGUCUGCGUGAACGCCGCCAACUGUGCACUGAAGUUCGUUCUGUGGAUAUACACCGGCUCCCACAGUCUGUUCGCCGAGUGUGUCCAUUCGUUUGCGGACACCUUAAAUCAGGUAUGCACUUUGUGUGCCUUUUUGCCUUUCGUAAUUAACGUUAAUUAAGU
Messenger RNA from Soboliphyme baturini, 785 nucleotides. NCBI's taxonomy places the organism in Eukaryota, Metazoa, Nematoda, Enoplea, Dioctophymatida, Soboliphymatidae. The record is from the annotation of a GenBank genome assembly.